AGAGAGAGAGAGGGAGGGAGAGAGAGAGAUCAAAGCACAGAGGUCCCUGGGGACCUCUCUCAAUUCACAUGUCCUUCAUUCCCUGUGGACCACAGCCUCUGCUUUUCCUUCUUUCCUGGUAUUGACUUAAAGCCCCUCGACUUCCCUGCCCUGCAAUUCCUCCAGGACUUUCCUCCCAGGCUCGACCCCACAGUGUUGCCAAGGCCCCCUUCUGCCCCCCCAACCUCUCCUUCCCCUUCUCUUCCCCUUCUCUUGCCUUGAUUCUGCUGGCUGGUCUGGGGCCCGGGCCACACAGCCCCGGCCUCCAGGGUUCCCUCCAACGGCCGAGUGGGCGGGCUCUCGGAGCUCUGGCCAAUACAGGGUGGGGCCCACACUGCUGGCCUACAGCCCAGGUUGCUGCAAUAGCAGGGCUGGUUUAGGGAUGAGGGCCAGCCCCCUGCCUUCCCUCCCUGCCCCCAGGUAUAAGAGCUGAGCUCAGGUGAGCUGACUCCUGACAUCCGGUCCCAGCAGCUGCCAGCAGGCGGAUCAUGCGCCAUCGGCUCCUCUGAGGCUGCUGUAGGACGACACGGCCUCACCAGGACGAGCACACCGGUCACCAUGGGGCAGUGUCGGUCAGCCAAUGCUGAGGAUGCCCAGGAAUUCAGUGACGUGGAGAGGGCCAUUGAGACCCUCAUCAAGAACUUCCACCAGUACUCUGUGGAGGGAGGCAAGGAGACGCUGACCCCUUCGGAGCUACGGGACCUGGUCACCCAGCAGCUGCCCCACCUCGUGCCGAGCGACUGUGGCCUGGGAGAGAAAAUCGCCAACUUGGGCGGCUGUAAUGAUUCUAAACUGGAGUUUGGGAGUUUCUGGGAGCUGAUUGGAGAAGCAGCCAAGAGUGUGAAGCUGGAGAGCCCUGUCCGGGGGAGUUGAGAACGUUCUUCUGGGAUUCUUGAGGGGAUGGUGGGGAAAGGGGACCUCAGAGACCAUGCGCCUAGACACCCCUCUCCUCCUCCACAUGAUUCCGCAGUCUGCACCUGCCUCACCUCUGCAAGGUUCAAGUCCUUAGUGAUCCUUCCCGGGGGGGUCUCUGCGUCCUUCAUCCCUGGGAGCUCCAUGGAACUAACGGGUCCAGAAGUCCCCACCAGAGGGAGGCUCGGGGCGGGGGUGGGCCCAGGGGUGGAGGUGACAAGAUGCUGGAGGGAUAAGGACGGGCUAAGGGCCAAGUAAUCUGGUUGUGGGCAGGGCAGAGAGGAGCCGGGCUGCUGGAUAUGAUUUGAAGAAGAGGGCUGGGAAUGGGGCUGGAUAUUUGGUACUAAAAAGGGUCUCUGAGAGCCUACCCUUCCUAAUCUCUUCCCCAACCCAAACGGAAACUGCCCAGUGCUACACCUUCCUGCCUCCAGCUCGGCCCCAGCUUCUCCUAGGACUCUGUCCCCAGGCUGGGGCUGGGGAAGAGAGCAGGCUGGGGGGGAGGCUGAGGAGGGUGUGACUUUGGGAGAGGGCCUGCUGGGUGCUUGGGCAUUUAAAGAAUGAUGGUUGUUUUGUAUCAUGUGAUUAAUAAAACAAAAAAUGGAAACAGCGA
Molecule: messenger RNA, 1561 nt
Organism: Suricata suricatta (meerkat)
Lineage: Eukaryota; Metazoa; Chordata; Mammalia; Carnivora; Herpestidae
Gene: S100A14
Product: S100 calcium binding protein A14
Exons: 4
Coding region: 598-912 (104 amino acids)
Biological process (GO): response to lipopolysaccharide; toll-like receptor 4 signaling pathway; positive regulation of monocyte chemotaxis
Cellular component (GO): perinuclear region of cytoplasm
Molecular function (GO): chemokine receptor binding
Source: RefSeq, a predicted model, not a curated record